Molecule: messenger RNA, 7671 nt
Organism: Xyrichtys novacula (pearly razorfish)
Lineage: Eukaryota; Metazoa; Chordata; Actinopteri; Labriformes; Labridae
Source: the annotation of a GenBank genome assembly
UCUCUCUCUCUCUCUUUCUCUCUCUUUUUUUUUUUAACCAUCCCUGCUUGUAUUUGACUUUCACAGUGGGCGAGAGGUGUGUUGUGUCAUUCGCUUCCUUCUCUUUGUUUCACCUGCUGUCUUUUGACUUACACACCUUCAGAGUGAUAUCAGAAACAGAAAAGGAGCAGAAGCAGGAGAAAAAAAAAAGUAGAAAAAGUAAAAAACUAAACAUGUGUUGUACGGGGAAGUGCGCCCGCCUGGUGGGCUUGAUCCUGCUGCCGUCUGCAUUCGUUUGCAUGAUCUCCAACCUGCUGCUUUUCUUCCCUAAUGGGGAAAAGCUGGAAAAUGGUCAGAUCUCUAUGCAGGUCUGGCUCAUGGGGGGGAUCAUCGGAGGAGGCCUUUUCGUGAGUAUGAUUUAAGUAUUUUAUUUAAGUCAUUAUCUGCACUCUGUGUUUGUUGGACUUUUGUUAAAUCCUGUGAUAUAUUUGGGCUGGGACUCUUUUCAGGACUUUUUUUGGCAUAAAGAUGACAGAAAUUAUCAUUUUAUUUCAUUCUUACUUUAAGUCUUAUAUUGUAUUAACAAUUCAUAAACUAUUAAUUUCACAGCACUAUUAAGUCGUCACCUUCAUUCAAAACUUUUCUUUGGAUCAAACUGUCUUGAAAACGAAACAUGAGAUUAUCACAGAAGUGAAUAACUCAUUCAAAGUUUUACAACACUUUUGCUUUAAUACACCCACUUGAUGCAACUUUAUGCUUUGAAUCUCGUGAGUUUUAACAGGAAGUAAUAAAUAUUACACUCCACUUUGGUAAUCUUUAACUGAUGUUGCAAUAAAAAAUGAAAAUAUUACAUAAAACAUAUCAACCAUAGAGACGGUUCUUGAUUUAACUUCCUAAAAUGUGCAGAAAUGUAUCUCCACCUGUACUUUUCAAUGAUAUUAAAGAGAGACGUAAUAUAUAAACACAAGAUUAAAAUGUACAGGUUUCAAUUCUUAUUCAUUUACACUGUGUUUGAAUCAUUUUGUCCAUUUGUAAAACACUUUCUAAAAAAGGUAUUUCUUUUUCACUUCAUAUCUCUGAAAAUUAUCUGAAUUGUCUUUACAUGGUGACAAGGUUACCUCUAAAAUAUAAAGGAGGAACAUUUCAGCUGAAGCGGGGUCGCCUGGUUGGAAAAAAAGUGGAGAAUCAGCGAAACAAUAUGAACGCAGAUAUCCAAACUUUCUUAGUUCAAUCACUUCCAAAUUUAUUAAGUUUGCUUUUGUUUGGCCUUGAAAAACAGAACCAAAAAUGACCUCAAACACCACAAACGAUCAACAGAGGAAGUUUUUUUUGAGACACAGACGCCAUCGAGACUCUGCUCUGUUUUAUCUAUUAUUAUUUCUCAUCGAGGACUUGCCGUUCAACUGAUAUGAUAACACGAGUUUCUAGAAGCGUUAUCUUAAUAUCUAAAGGUUAACAGGGUCAAUAAAUAAUAAGUUAAAAAUUUAUUUCAUUAACGGAUCACGGAGACCUUUGAGUCUUACGUCUUUAUUGCUGUAAUAUUACAGUAAAGACCAAUCACCAGGAAGUUUGGGUGCCUUUUCAUUCGUGCUUCAAACUACGAGAGCGUCUGAUGUCAUUGUCUGCUGGGGUGAGAAGAGAGUGAAACUCAACUCAGGAUCCACAAAUAUUUGGUUAAAGAGAUAACAGAGCAGAUGCACAGAAACAUCCAUAAAUCCAAUAAAGCCUCUAUCAUAAAUGCCUGAAGAAACCUCCUGUAGUUUGCAUGUUAGAUAAUGCUUUAGGUAUUUAUGUAAUGCUUUUAAAAAUCCAAAAUGAAAAUUUUGGUAUUUUUCAGAUGCUGUGUCCGAGCUGCUCGGCUAUCAGGGCUGGGGGCAAGGGUUGCUGUGGUGCAGGCUGCUGCGGAAACCGUUGCCGGGUGAGUGAAGUUGGCGAAAGGACUGGACUGAUAGUGAUCAGUGGUAAAAGGCACAAGCGAGGGUGACCUUAUGUGCAAAAACCAAUGAACAAACAGAAGUAUUUUUAUCAGUAAUACACCAUAUGGACUACGUUAGCAUACGUUAAACAGAAGUAUCAACAUUUUUACUUCUUUUUUGCUAUCUGGAAGUCGAAUUUAGUUCUUCUGGUUUAUGCAUAGUUUGAAAUUUAACCCUUUUGUAACAGUUUUUAAUCACAUUCAUACAAGGUUAAAAAGUGAAUCUGAAAGUUAGUGCCGGACCUUUAAAGUCUGCACUUGUAGGACUAAGGCUACGUUCACCCUGCAGGUUAUGAUGCACAAUUCGGAUUUUUCGUUGAAUCCGAUCUUUUUGUGAGGUCUUUCACAUUACAGCAAUGAAUGCGGCAUCUAAUGUGAAUGGAAUCAUCCGUGAAGUGACCCGCAUGCGCACAAAUUGCUUUACUUCCUGUUUGAGUUGUUGAACAAUGGUGACGUUUGUCGCAUAUUGAUGACGUAUAGGUCGGAUGAACGCACCUGAGCGUCACACCGGAUACAUAUCCGAUUUAUAUCCACAAACAAAAGAGGCCUGGGUCAGAUUUGAAAGAAUCAGAAUUGCACUGUUCACACUUACAUGAAAAAAUCUGAUAUGUGUCACAUAUGGUAAAAAAAUCGGAACUGACCUGCAGUGUGAACAUAGCCUAGGUUGGCCCCUUAGUUCAGAGGGCAGCUGCGAGACCAGAUUAGGAGAUGCAGAUGGAGUUGACUCUUCCACCCAGUUUAGCCCAGUUAAUAAACUCCAUCCAAAGCACUGUCCAAGAUUCACUAUCCACCAUUAUUUAACUUUUGGAAAUUAGAGAAAAGUUGGUAAAAAAGAGGAAAUCAGUAAGAAAGGGAAUUUGGCAUGGUGCGCAAUACAGACCGCAGCUGUAUUGAUUCAGAACAGUCCUUGCACACUGUUGUUACCAAGUCCAAUAGUAGUUUCCUUGAGUCAUGGGCAUAGGUUUGACAAAGUCUGGUGUCUAAAUGGGCUCUGGGUAAAUCUGAUGUACCUCUAUUUGAGCUAAGAAAACCCCCUCUUCCUGAAAAGACCAUGAAAUACAGUUGAAAGCUUUAAAAAAGUGUUGCUCUUAUUCAUUUUAUCAGACCAUGAUCUCUGAUACUCUUGUGUAAACUUAGACACCAGUGAUUGUUUUAUGACUCGACUGAGAUAAAGUUUGUGCUUCAUCCUUUAGAUGCUGAACUCCGUGUUCUGCUCUGCUUUCGGCCUGGUCGGAUCGAUCUACUGCACUAGUGUGGCCUCAGCUGGUCUGGCCAUUGGACCCAAGUGUGAGGUGGACAGUGGUGAUUGGAAGUACCCCUUUGAAAGCUUGUGAGUGUUUGUUGACUUUUACUCACUCUCAUCUGACUGUGAUUUUUCUCUCCCCGGUGCAGCCCUUCCUCAUUUUUAGAUAUCUACUCUUCACUGUUGUCUCCAUUUGCUAAAUUUACUGACUCAUUUUCUUUUAAAGAAGCAGGGGAGUUUCACUUCUUGAUCACAAAAACAGAAACUGCACUGCUUUCUUAAUCCAGCAGGUGGCAGACUGUCACUGUGAUCCAUUUUUGUGUCAGUCUGCUGCUUCAGCUGAGAGAAAAUCUCAAGAGAUGUUUGGGAAUUUCUUUUUUUAGCUUGAUCAUAGGUCUUGCUAAGCUACAGAUUAGCGUUGUUGGAUUUUGCGGUUGAGUAACAAUUGCUCUAUUAUACUUUGUCUUCUCGCUGCCACCCCCUUAAAAAAAAAAAAAAAAAACAACACGAGGCCCAGCCAAAGUGAUAAUGUUCAAAAGAGAGCAGGAUUAGCACCGAGCUUAGGCAGGAAAACUCAGUCACCUGAUGGAGGCCCAUCAGCUGAUUGGGACGAUUGUUAAUGAAGAAUAGCACGCUGUUAUUAUGCGCCGCUGUUCCUGAUUAAAGGUCACAAGAGGAACAGGAGUGGAAACAAUGGUGGGAUGAUAAUGUUUGACCUGAGACUGACCUUCCUCUUUAAAAUUCUAAUUUCCUCUUUUUCUGUUUCUGAUUCUCAAAGUGUUAAUCUCUCAUCAACAGGCCAGAUUAUUAUCUCCUAACAAAGCAAAUCCCUGCUGCUGUUAGUGAUAGAUUUUCAAACAUUUCUAUGUCGUUUUAAUGAACAUUUCUCAAGCAAAACUCAAUAUGUCUGUAAGCUUUUCUUGUCUUGGUUCUUUCUUACUCUGUUUUUCCAUGCUGGAUCCCUCACUUGUUCCACUCACCCUCUCCUUACUGAAAAAUUUUUCCGUAACUUCGUCACCUCUCCUUUUCUCCCUUCAUCCCCUAAACUUGGCCAGCUUCACUUUUUCUUAUUAAAGGGAUAUUCCAGCUUAAAAUUAAGUUAAGGUCAAUCACACCGUAACACCGAGUUAGACACCCCGUCAAGAGAUGAAAGUUGCCGACCGCUUGCUUCUCUAGUUAUACCAACUUAAGUAACGACCACAGAACCAAAACGCCACUCUAUAGCCACAAAUAUUGCUCAGAACAGCACCUAACCUCAUCAACAGUACAUAUAGGGUCACAGCCAUAGCACUAGCCACCAAACAUCUUUUUAACUUUGCCUGAUUUCUUUAACAAAGAGACUUAACACAACUCACCUACUCUCUUCCAGCACGCGCAUGUUUGUAUGGAGACAUCCAGGCAAGUCUGAUCGACUGCAGCGGGGUGUCGCAGCUCAAGGAAGAACAUUUCUGAUCAUUACUUUAUCAUUUCCUUUAAGUAAUAAUCACAAUACUAAUAAUUUUUCACUGCAGAUGCAGUAGUUCUUCUGCCUUAGCAUCUCGGUCUGAUUGCAUUUCCAUGAAGAAAUGAUCAUAAAUGUUCUUCCUUGAGCUGCGACACCCCGCUGUUGUCUGUAAUGGAUUGGCCUGAGGUCUCGCUGUUCGGCGCUGUUCUGAGUAUUAUUUGUGGCUAUAGAGUGGCGUUUUGGUUGAGGUUUGUUUAUGGCUCCUCAGCGGCCGCUGGAGGAGAGUAGGUGAGUUGUGUUUAGCCUCUUUGCUAAAGAAAUCAGGCAAAGUUAAAAAGAUGUUUGGUGGCUAGUGCUAUGGCUAUAAGUACCCUAUAUGUACUGUUGAUGAAGUUAGAUGCUGUUCUGAGCAUUAUUUGUGUUGUUUUGGUUGAGCAUGUGGCUCUCUGUAUUGCUAUCCUGCGGUUGUUACUAAAGUUGGUAUAACUAGAGAAGCAAGCGGUCUGCAACAUUCAUCUUUCAACAGCGUGUCUAACUCUGUGUUACGGUGUGUUUGACCCUACCUUAAUUUUACGCCGGAAUAUCCCUUUAAUGCGUCCUUGUACUGGUCAUUGCUCAUGCUCUGUCGCUGCUCUCCUUUGCAGGGGUAAUGGCAGUUACCUUGUAAACCAGACAAUGUGGACGGAGUGCAAGUUCCCCGAGAACGCCGUGAUGUGGCACGUGGUUCUGUUCUCCAUUCUGCUGUCGAUGGGGGCGCUGCAGCUGGUGCUCUGCGGCAUCCAGGUGUUCAAUGGCUGCUUGGGAUGCAUCUGCGGGGACUGCCGCGACAGCAAAGAUGUAAGUGAAAGCACUCUGAAAUCUGUUAAAGGUACAAGAAGAAACAAGAUUUGAACAUUGGUAGUUCAGGGUCAAGAAAGGUCAAGGAAGCUAUACUUGGUAUGAAGAGGAGAGGUUAAAACUUUGAGUUUAUUUAAUCAAACUGAACAAUAUUGAUGUAAAGCAGCACUGGACCCUCUCUGGUUUUUGUUCCUCUAAGUAGGCCAACAAAAAAAAAAAAAUCACAUGCUCUAAGUGAGGUUUUGCCUUUCUGGUUUUUUAUCAGGCCAGCCACUGAUGGAAAACAGGAAAAGGAAAACAUGUGGCUGUUUUUGACCCGACGUUCAUAAUAUGAGUGCAGGAAAAAGAGGGAAGAUCGGCUGAGAUUGCCAGCAAAGCAAAAAAUUGACUCUGUGCCCUAAUUUAAAGGAGCAGUUUUUGUUCCUUUAAUGAUCAGAUGUGCUGAUCCAAUAAAAAAAAGAUGGCACAGUUUGCUUCAGAGGUCCUCUGUCUUCACUUUUAUGACCUUUAGACCAACAAAUUUGAAGUUAUUACUCAAUGCUGGCUGCAACUUUAAAUUAGCACAGGUCUACAGAGAAAAUGUUGAGGUUUUCUUUAAAUUAGAUUCAUUUUAAUUUUUUAAAUCUGUUACGGCAGUCAGCGCAGAAAGCUAACCACCUGCUAGCAUAGCUUUAGCACAGGAAAUACAAUCACAAUUUUGCAGGUUUAAAGCUCUGUUUUUUAAAAUCUCUUUAAACAGUAACUAUCUAUCCUGUCUUUACUAUAAGCUAAGUAGCUACUCGUUUAGUUUUGAGUAUUAGAGUGAUAUUAAAGAAUUUAAAAUGAAUUAAGAUUGAUAGAAUGAAGCCAAUACACCAAAAUUAUGACUUUACAUUUUGAAUUAUUCAGCUGGAGGUUUAACGCGACCACAUUCUUGAAACAUUGUAACUUUUUUAUCGUAAUAUUAAUCAGAACUGUUUUGGUAGUAUUACGAUUUCGACUGUAUUCAGCUCGAAGUUUAACACAAACACACUCUUGAAACAUUGUAACUUUAUUAAUCGUCAUUUUACGACUUAACGGUAACGAAAAUACAAUUUAUUUUUGCGAUAUGACCACUUUCAUUUUGAUUAACUUUGAUUCUCGUAAUAUAAAAACCCCAUUUGUGUUACAUUUUGACUUAUUCUCGAAACACACUCUGAAACGUUGUAACUUUAUCUAUCGUAAUAUUACAACUAAAGUAUAUCUGUUUUCAUGAUAUUACGAUUUCUUUUUUGUGAUAUGACAACUUUCAUUUCAUUUGAAUUGAUUCUCGUAACUUAACGACUCCAUUCUUGUAACAUUUUGACUUAAUUCUACGUCGUACUAUAUCGCCUGGAGAAAUACUUGCAUACUUACAACUUUUUAUGUGAGAUGGAAAUGAUUUUUUCUUUUAUUCAUUGAUUUAUUUCUUCAGAACAGGGACAUAAAAACGUGACUUAGUGUGAGAACUGGUUUCCCUCCAUACAUGUGCACCAAGUCGACUGGAAAUAAGUAAACUGGAUGAUUCUGGACGUGUGUCUUCAGACAAAAAUAUCUCCACAGCUUGAAAAUUAAACCCAGGUUUAGCACCUGGUUGAACGUACAAUGAUGACUCCUGGAGAUGCAUUUUUCCGCCGACUCAAACAUAAUUCAUAUUACUUUAACAACGUAUAGAAACAGUUACCCUGACUGUUUUGUGUAUUUUUGUAAUAUGAAAACUUCCUCACACCCUAUUUGUCACAUUUCUCCGAAAACGCAGAAAGAUCCUCGUGUUUAUUAUGUCCACACAUUAACAUGACGCUCACAUUCAUUCACAGCUCUGUAAGUCAUCUGUGAGCUCGCUUCCUGCCCCAAACACAAAAUAAACAUGUGACUUCUUCUCUCCUGUUGCAGGAUGACAGCGGAUUGUGAAAAGUCAGAAGAACGUCCGGCUCUAAGUCACCUUCGAAACUUCACCUGCGUCCUGAAAGCCAUAUUGAGGGAUACAUCUCUGCAAAGUUAUGUCUUGUUUUUUUAAAUUUAUAAGUCCAACUUCAUUAUUGUGUGAACUGUAUUCUAUAGCUGAUGGUUAUUCUGUGUGCGCCCUGACUCUUUUUUGGUUAAUUUUUAAUCUACGUGGGAAAUAUCGAUCGAAGGACCGCUGAUAAUCAUAAUAAGUUGAUUUUUUAUGAAUAAAAAGUGACAUGAAACACUUUG